AUGGGUGCGGGAAAGUCGUUAUCAUUACCAUAUAAACAUCAUGAUAAUCAAACUAUUUGGAAUAGAAAUUUUCGAGUCGUUAUUGGAGAAGAAGACAUCGAUGAAUUACAACAAAAACAUUUGCAGUCGAAGGUUUUAAAAGAAAGUUCGACAUCAGUUUCAGUAUCAUCACCAUCAUCGAGAGGUGUGAUGUAUUUAAAAAAGAGCGUCCUUAUCGACUUACUCCAAAUAACUUUAGCUGAUAAACAGUACAGCACAAUAACACCGCGUCUAGAGUUUGAAACAUAUGCACUAGCUCAUGGUCUAUUUCAACACGCUCCAUACGGUACAAAAUUAGUAGAUGUUAAACAAAUAUCAGGAAAUUUAAAAAGACACCUAGUACAUUCCAUUUUAAAAGUGGAUGCUAUUUAUUAUAAAGAACAAGCAAAUGAUUCUUUAAACGAACAACAUACUCAAGCAAUAUUUGUUGAAAAUUUUUUAUUACCAAGAACAUCUUUACAAAAACAUGCAAAAGAAAAUAUUAUUGAUAUUUUACAAGGAUUAUUAGAUCGAAUUAUAAAUGAAAAUGGACAAUUAUUAUCGAUACUAUCAUUCUCAGACACACACAUACAAGACAUAAUCGAUCAAGUUGAACAAUUUACUACAGCAAAUAGAGAUUAUGUGAUUUAUACAAAACCAAAUAAUUUGUUAUUAUCUGAACAAGCUGUAACAAAUUUAUCGAUUCCAUCUAAAUAUGAGAUCAUAUUAUCCGAAUGGAGUUCAACAGAAACAAAGACAGUUUCCACUGAAGAAAGUAUGACAAAAGUGACUGAUUAUCCAACUGAGUGGUUACAACCGUUUAUUCAAUAUUCUAAAUUAGGCUAUCGUCUACGUAGUAUCAUUAUUCAUCGUGACAUUCAAUUACAUACACCACAUCUUACAACAGUUGAUAAACCAUCUUCUUUACGACAGACAUUUUCUUUUUUACACCAUAACAAUACGACUGAUAAUAACGAUGAUUCACUAACAAUAAAAAAGCAAACAUUUACCGCUUAUUGGAUAUUUGAACAGUGGCAAAAACAAGAAGAAUAUGAAUAUUGUGUCAUUGAAUAUUCUUUGAAACUUCGACAUAAAUUAAGCGAUCUUCUUGAAAAGAUAAAUUGUUCAGAAUUUUUAAAUACUAUGGCUAUGAAACAAUGGCAAUUAGUAACAACAGUCGAAUAUCCACAAACAAUUCGUGACGAUGACAAUAAAUUCAUUUUUAUAGUACUACUCUUUUUUCAACGUAAAAUAUUAGAGAAUUAA
Didymodactylos carnosus is the source of this 1284-nucleotide messenger RNA. Lineage: Eukaryota; Metazoa; Rotifera; Eurotatoria; Philodinida; Philodinidae. The record is from the annotation of a GenBank genome assembly.